Molecule: messenger RNA, 267 nt
Organism: Gryllus bimaculatus (two-spotted cricket)
Lineage: Eukaryota; Metazoa; Arthropoda; Insecta; Orthoptera; Gryllidae
Source: the annotation of a GenBank genome assembly
AUGCCUUCGAAGCUACACGACGAAGAGAGUGGUGCCAAGUGCCAUCACCCACCUGCCUCUGAGCUGCAGCGCCAGUUGGAAGAUAUGAACACUCUGGUUGCCCUGCUGCAGAUAGUUGACGAGUUUAACUGGAAAAUCUUGGAAACACCAGAAAAUGAGGUUGAACGCCUUCGUAACCACUUAGUCUCCGCCGGGCGACUUGUAGCAGAUGUGGUUGCUGUUGUCCGAGGGGAAUUAGUUGCUCUACGUGUUGCUAUGGGAUCUUAA